GUGAUCUGGAGAAUGUUUGAUUGACAGGUGCAGGGUUAAGUUUUAGACUUUCAGUCUUUAAAGAUCACAGACAUGAUUUAACUUUUAAAUCAGAAUGUUGUGAUGAAUCAAUCAACAGGAUCAAAUAUAUUUAUACCUUACUAAAGACGCCUGAGGCGUUGGUGGACACAGCAGGUUGUUUUCUCACCUGAACAGUGAGUCAGCAGGUCGUAGGUCACAAACAUUUUAAUGAUUUAUUAGCUGCUGUAUCGAUAAUGAGCCAUCAGUCAUUUUCAGCUCAAUAAAAGCCAAUCGGGGAUCAUAUUCAGACGACACACAGUCAAACACACAGAACACCUGAAGUCUGCAGUAGGUCAACUCUCCACACAGCUAUCGGUAUGAAGCGCCGUCUGUCAUCUCUCGAGUUCUUUCUUGCCGUCGUGUCAUCUCUGCUUCUUCUCUGCUGUGUCGCUCUGAUCGUGGUUUCAUGGCUCAGCCUGCAGCCUGAAGGUGCUGUUGAGCCGGCGGUACUGAGCGGUCGGAUGGUGGUUACAGACGGAGCCACUUUCUCUGAAGAGCUCCGAAACUCCAGCAGUCUGCUCUUUAAAUCCCUCGCCUACGACAUACAACACCUGGUCUCUGAUGCAUUCAGUGUAUCUGAGCUUCGAGGUGUCUUCAGUUCCUGUCACGUUUUAAACUUCAGUCGGGGCAGUGUGGUGGUUACCUUUGAUCUCUGGUUCAGUCAGCUGGUCAAUGCAAAGGAGGCGGAGCAACAGCUGGGGGCUGGGCUUCAGGAGCUUGGGGCCACAGGAUUGCUUAUUGACCGAAACAGCAUCAAGAUAACUGAAAAAUCAGACGAGUCGACGGAGACCCCGCCCAGUAUCAAACCUCCACCAGCGACGUGUCCUCCUGAUCAGACAACCUGUGCUGAUCGAUCGCUGUGUGUGUUGAUUAAACGUCUGUGUGACGGAGUCAACGACUGUCCUGACGCCUCUGAUGAAGAGCACGCUCUGUGCGCGACCAGGUGUGACGGACAAUUCAUGCUGAGAGGUCAGAGUGGAACCAUCAGUUCAACAGAGACGAACCAGAAACGCUUCUGUCGCUGGAUCAUCAGAGUUGACCGAGGACUUUCUGUUCAGAUCAACUUCCUGCAGUUUGACAUGACCGAAGACAUCGACUCUCUGAGACUGUAUGAAGGAGUGGGAACAGGAAAACACCUGACAGCCAGGCUCUCAGGCUCCGCCCUCCCAGGCACUGUGUGGCUGCUGACCAACCAAUCAACUGUGGAGUUUAUUUCUGAUGAUGUCGACAGUCUGUCCAGUUUCAACGCCACCUACAACGCAGUCAACAUCUCCAAACUACCAGAGCAGCAGAAGCUCAACUGUACCUUUGAGCAGGGCAUGUGUUUCUGGAGGCAGCAGGCUGAUGAUGAAGAUGAUGAUGGAGACUGGAUUCGAACCUACGGCGCCACAUUUCCUCCUCUGAGCGGCCCCAGUGUAGACCACACGCUGGGCAACAGCUCAGGUUUCUACAUCGUCACUCCUCCAAGUCCCGGCCAAUGGCUGAAGAGGUUCAGGAUCCAGACUCCUCUGACUCCGCCCACGCCGCCCAUGUGUCUGAGCUUUUGGUAUCACAUGUUUGGAAAAGAUGUCCACCGCCUCAGAGUCCUGCUCCUCCAACCAUCUGCUGAUGUUACAACUGCGUUCCAGAAAGAUGGUAACUAUGGCGACAACUGGCACUACGGCCAGGUGACCCUCAACCUGACCACAGAGACAACGGUGGUGUUUGAAGCGUUGAAAAAGGGCGGGAUGAUGAACGACAUCGCUCUGGAUGACAUCACACUGACCAUGAAACCAUGACCCCGCCCCCCUGAACCAACCAAUGUACCACCUCCAACUACCCCGCCCCCAAUACCAGCUGACUGUGGAGGACCAUUUGACCUCUGGGAGCCAAACUCAACCUUCAGCUCACCAAAUUACCCACAAUCCUAUGGGCAUGAGGCCCACUGUCUGUGGACCCUCCACACCACCGAGGGUCACAACAUCCAGCUUCACUUCCUGGACUUUGAAAUUGAAGCUAGCUAUGACGUCGUUGAGGUGCGUGACGCGGGGCCUAACUCCACCUUAGUGGCUGUCCUCACAGGUAGCAGUGGCCCCGCCCACGAUUUGUUCUCAACAUCCAAUCAGAUGACAGUCUGGUUCUUCACGGACAGCUCGGGUUACCGCCGCGGGUUCAAUGCCAACUUUACCUCAGGGGUAAACCUUGGGUCACCAGCCCCAUGUGCAGAUGGUCAGUUCCAGUGUCUGACAGGAAGUUGUAUCCAUGGUAACAGUCAGUGUGACGGCGUGGUCGACUGUCCUGACGCCUCCGACGAGUCUGAGUGUGUUGUGUUACAGAUGAACAGUUCCAGUCCUCUCCAGUUUCAACUUCUUUCCUCUCUGCUCACCGUUUGUGCCGACAGCUGGAACUCUCACCUGUCUGUGUUCACCUGUCAGUACCUGGGCUACAGGUCAGGGGAGGCGUCUCUGCUGCCGGCUCAACCUGAAGAUUCACCGUUUACAAACAUCACUAUCAUCAAUGGAACCCUGCAGACCCAAGUCAGUGAAACCUGCAGCAGUGAGAGAGUGAUUUCUUUAACCUGCGACAACCAACCGUGUGGCGUUCGUCAAGAUUUAAAUGACUCGAGAGGGAUGGACAAAUCAGCAGAGAGGACAACAGGUGCAGGUGGAGGCAGAGUGGUGGGUGGGGCUAAUGCUUUGAAGGGGGCGUGGCCAUGGAUGGUGUCUCUUUGGUGGAAGGGGCGUCAUGUUUGUGGAGCCUCUCUGAUUGGUGGAGACUGGCUUCUCACGGCUGCACACUGUGUCUACGGGAAGAACGUCCACCUGACAUCCUGGUCGGCUGUUUUUGGUCUUCACGCUCAGAGUAACAGCAGCUCCCCGGACGUUCAGACUCGACAAGUCGAUCGCAUCAUCAUCAACAGAGAGUACAACCGACAAACCAAACAGGCGGACAUCGCCAUGAUGCAUCUGCAGACGCCAAUAAACUUCACCCACUCAGUUCAACCACUUUGUUUACCUCCUGGAGGCCACGACCUCUCACCAGGAACACGCUGCUUCAUAGCAGGCUGGGGGAAGGAGGAGGAGGGGGGUUCCCUCCCUGACGUUCUGCAGGAGGCUCAGGUUCCUCUGGUGGCUCAGGCUCAGUGUCAGGUGCAGUUACCUGAGUACACCAUCACCUCCAGCAUGCUGUGUGCCGGACUCCCCGAGGGAGGGGUCGACUCCUGCCAGGGUGACUCUGGAGGUCCUCUGAUGUGCCAGGAAGACACUGGACACUGGACUCUGAUUGGUGUGACAUCAUUUGGCUUUGGAUGUGGACGUCCUCAGAGACCUGGAGUCUACGCACGAGUCUCCGCCUUCACUUCCUGGAUCGCUCAGACCAGACGCUUCUCCUGAUAAUUCAACUCUGUUAUCAACAAAUUAACAAACAAACAAAUAAAUCAGGACUGUCAGCAUUAACGAGUUCA
Molecule: messenger RNA, 3502 nt
Organism: Labrus bergylta (ballan wrasse)
Lineage: Eukaryota; Metazoa; Chordata; Actinopteri; Labriformes; Labridae
Source: RefSeq, a predicted model, not a curated record